Molecule: messenger RNA, 2172 nt
Organism: Penicillium riverlandense
Lineage: Eukaryota; Fungi; Ascomycota; Eurotiomycetes; Eurotiales; Aspergillaceae
Exons: 2
Coding region: 1-2172 (723 amino acids)
Biological process (GO): mRNA processing
Cellular component (GO): nucleus
Molecular function (GO): RNA binding
Source: RefSeq, a predicted model, not a curated record
AUGACUUCAAAACGUACUCGCACAACUUUUGAGGCCGAUCUUCAAUCCCAACAGUCUCCCUACGCCGUCUACGGUACCCCGCUCCCGCCCCUCGAUGCCGGCGUCCGGGACGAUGGCUCGUACAUGCCUGUUUGGAAGCAAGAGGUGACCGAUGAACGGGGUAGGAAACGACUUCAUGGUGCGUUCACCGGUGGAUUUAGUGCUGGGUAUUUCAACAGCGUCGGCUCCAAAGAAGGGUGGUCUCCCGCUACUUUCGUCUCAUCUCGCCAGAACCGUGCCCGGGAUGCGAAACAACCGGUGCAGCAACGAGCGGAGGAUUUUAUGGACGAGGAGGAUUUGCGCGAGGCAGAGGAGUCGAAGAAGCUACAGACUGCGGAGGGAUACGCAGGCUUUGGUUCUACAGAAGUGGAUGCCACGCGACGAGCAGGUCUCAUUGACUUAUUCAAAACUGGCGGAGAGACUAUGGGAGUGAAGCUAUUGAAGAAGAUGGGGUGGCGCGAGGGUCAGGGAAUUGGUCCGAAGGUGCGGCGCAAAGCCAAUCUAGGCGAUAAGGCUACCACGGGCGGAGAAGGAGCCGAACAAACCUAUCUCUUUGCGCCAGAGAACCCUCCCAUGGUUGCCUUUAUCCGCAAGACAGACCUGAAAGGUCUUGGGUUUGAAGGAGAAGCGCGCCUCGAGGAACGUCUGGGGACACCUCGCGCUAAACCCGAUGAAGAGGGUUCGGACUCGUUUUUUGAAGGGCGUCUAGCUCUCCAGGGGAAACCAAAGGCAUCCAAAGUCAAGGAAACACGCCGCGGAGGGUUUGGUGUUGGCAUCCUCAAUGAUACCGGCUCAGAUGACGAGGAUCCUUACUCUUUAGGCCCACAGAUCUCAUACAGCAAGACCAUCGGCGGAGACAAGAAGAAAAAGAAGAAAGAGGGAAAACCGGCUAUUGCGUCAUCCAAUCCUCUGCUGAAUUCGAAGCCCGUCUUCAUAUCGAAGAAGGUCGCAGCUGCACGGAGUGCCGGGGGUUUCAGGAAAUGCCGGGAUGGCCGGUUGCCACUUGAUGGAUUUGUUCUCGCGGAUGGACUCUCCGGUCUGUCUCUUUCUUCAGACAAGAAAUAUGAGCCUCCUCAGAUCCCAGAUGGUUGGAAAUCAUCCAAAGCGCCAUUAUCCACAGAGCAGAAGCCGUCGGAUUAUGUAUCUACUGCCGAUGCCGCCAAAGCUUCGUCUCUCGACCCGACCUCCAGAGCCGCAGUUUUGGGCGAGGCCCAACUACCUGGAAAGUCCAUCUUCGACUGGAUGACUCCAGAGGCUCGAGCCCGAAUUGCCAAGCUUACUGGGAAAACCGAUCUUCCCCCAGCGCUAGGUGAGAAGGCACCGAAGGGUUAUGAGCUGUCCGAGUCAGAACAGCGCAAGGAUCUCUGGGAUCUUGUACCAAAGCUGGAUAAGCAACUCGCAGUGCAAGCCUUGACACGAGCAGUCAGCGGCUGGAUGCCUUAUUCGGAAGACGAGGACAAGCGCGCACGCUAUCGGACCUUUCUCGAGAUCCGCGCAGGUCUUCGAGAUUCUCUGCCCGAUCGAUUGCCCGGUUCCAGCACAGACGACUGGGUUACGGAAAUGCAAGAAUUUGCCCGGGCCGCCGAGGUAUUCAAACCCAUGUCGGGACUCAUGGCUUCACGUUUCACAUCGGCGUCCUCAACACCGAAAGUUGGCUCCGAUGCACCCGACUCAUCCACCGACUCGGGUCUCAGCCGGCCCGCCGAUAAGCCGGAGGACCCAGCCGUUGCAGCUGCCAAGAUCGGCAUGUUUGGCCAGAUGACACGCAGCACUGUCUCCUUCUAUCCGGCUCGUCUGCUUUGCAAGCGGUUUAACGUCAAACCACCAUCCCAUGUGCAGCUGGAUCCGGGAGAACAGCCUGAGGGCGAUGAGGGCGGAGGACCGGGCAAGAAAUUCCAGUCAGGAGGGUAUCAGACAGACACUGGGCCCAAGGAAUUGGUGUCACAGGAAGCCAUGAACCAACUUCUUCUGUCGGCAGGACAUCCGCCUCCGCAUGGAGCCAACGAACGCGAAUCUGCCGCAGAGACCCAACGCCCUGCGGUGGAGCCGGAGCGCAACGAAGCCCUGGAGGCGGAGCGACCGGGCGAUGCAGUUUUCAAGGCGAUUUUUGGCGACUCGGAGGAUGAUGAGUAG